GAAACAGAGGCUCACACUUGUUUCUUCUCAGAAAUGGCGGAAGAGAUGAGAGAGUUUGUACCUGAAGAACAUGGCUUGAAAAGUGAUUUCAGAUUGACUAAUUACACAAAGCUUAAAGGAUGAGGUUGCAAAGUCCCCCAAGAGCAGUUGAAAAAGCUACUCGAGGGACUUGGAUCCGACCAUACGACAGAAAAUGGGCUAAAUGCUGGACUGACCGGGCCUAAGAAACCCAAACUGGAUGUCGUUUUGGGCAUUGGUCUUGAUAGCUGUAUGGUGGCAACCCGUCACAAAGGCAUACAUCUCGUACAAACAACAGAUUUUUUCUAUCCACUUGUCGAUGAUCCAUAUGUUCAAGGGAAGAUUGCGUGUGCGAAUGUUUUAAGUGACUUAUAUGCAAUGGGUGUUUCAGAAUGUGAUAACAUGUUGAUGCUUCUCGGUGUAUGCACAGAUUUAACAGCAAAGGAAAGAGAAGUGGUAACCAAACUGAUUAUACAAGGCUUCAGUGACCUAGCUAGAGAAGCAGGCACAACAGUUAAUGGUGGACAGACUGUGUUAAACCCAUGGUAUAUCAUUGGUGGAGUGGCUAGCAGCGUUGUAACGGAAAAUGAAGUUAUUUUGCCAGAGAAUGCUGUUGCAGGUGAUGUAAUAGUAUUAACCAAGCCACUAGGAACUCAAAUAGCAGUUAAUGCACACCAAUGGAUAGAACAGCCUGAGAUGUGGAAGAAAAUUGAACAUACAGUGUCUGUUUCUGAAGUGAAAACUGCCUACAAGAAGGCCAUGCACUCUAUGGCCUGUUUGAAUAAAAAUGCAGCAAAACUCAUGCACAAGUACAAUGCGCAUUGUUCCACUGAUGUAACUGGAUUUGGAAUAUUGGGUCAUGCUAUGAAUCUUGUUUUGAAUCAAAAGGAGAAAGUUUCGUUUCUUAUAAACAAACUCCCUAUUCUUGCAAACAUGACAGCUGUUUAUAAAGCUUGUGGAAUCAACUUCAAAUUACUGGAAGGAUAUUCUGCAGAAACAUCUGGUGGGCUUCUUGUUUGCAUGGCCCCGUCUGAUGCAGUGGAAUAUUGUAAUGAGUUGGAGAAUAUUGAUGGAAAUAAAGCAUGGAUAAUUGGUGAAGUCAUUCAAGGUGAAAGGGAAGCAAAACUUUCAGAAAACUUUGAGAUAAUUGAGGUUUAGUGUUAUUUGGUCUUGUUUUGAUAGUCUAAAAGAUUAAUUUGAUUACUUUAUUAUUAAAAUCAAUGGCAAUUAAGAAUUGCCCCCAUAUUACUAUGAUUUGGACAUAUUUUAUACUUUUACAUGAAAUUGUUGGUCUCGAAUGAACUGUUUCAGUAUUUGUUGAUAAUUAGGGUUAUAAUCAAGUUAUCAUGUAACAGCUUUUUAUGAAGUUUUUCCAGAAACAUUGAACAAUUGUUGGUUAGACUGAUAGAAAUAAAGUUGUUCAUGAAGUGAUUAA
Rhopilema esculentum is the source of this 1453-nucleotide messenger RNA. RefSeq names its product inactive selenide, water dikinase-like protein. Lineage: Eukaryota; Metazoa; Cnidaria; Scyphozoa; Rhizostomeae; Rhizostomatidae. Gene Ontology annotation, biological process: L-selenocysteine biosynthetic process. Gene Ontology annotation, cellular component: cytoplasm. Gene Ontology annotation, molecular function: selenide, water dikinase activity; ATP binding. The record is from RefSeq and is a predicted model, not a curated record.